UUCUCGUGUGCGUGUGUGUGGUGGUUUUGGCGCUUUUGGGGGCCACCCCCGGCGGCCGGAGAGGAGGGAAGGGGGGAGGCCGAGGAAGUCAGCGCACUUUUUUCCCCCCGGCCCCGCCGCCCUCGUCCGAGCUGGCUCACCUGCUGCAGGGCCCGGCCAUGUACGGCAUGCUGGACGGAGGAGAGAUCAAGAGCCCCGUGGCCGGGCCUCCCGCCCCGGGCGGUGCGGGGGGCAACGCGGGCCCGGGGGCCAACGGCAAGGCCGGAGGAGGAGGAGGAGCGGGAGGAGGAGGAGCAGCGGGCGACCAGGACCGGGUCAAGCGGCCCAUGAACGCCUUCAUGGUCUGGUCCCGCGGCCAGAGGCGCAAGAUGGCCCAGGAGAACCCCAAGAUGCACAACUCGGAGAUCAGCAAGCGGCUGGGCGCCGACUGGAAGCUGCUGACGGACGCCGAGAAGCGGCCCUUCAUCGACGAGGCCAAGAGGCUGCGCGCCGUGCACAUGAAGGAGUAUCCGGAUUAUAAGUACCGGCCCCGGAGGAAGACCAAGACGCUGCUGAAGAAGGACAAGUACUCGCUGCCGGGCAACCUGCUGGGGCCGGGGGCCGGGCCCGCCGUCGGCAGCCCCGUGGGCGUCGGGCAGAGGCUGGACCCCUACGGCCACGUCAACGGCUGGACCAACGGGGCCUACUCGCUGAUGCCCGACCAGCUGGGCUACGCGCAGCACCCGGGGAUGGGCAGCCCGCAGCUGCCGCAGAUGCACCGCUACGACAUGGGGGGCCUGCAGUACGGGCCCGUCUUGCCGCCGGCCGCUCAGAGCUACAUGGCAGCGGCCGCGGCCGCCGCCGCCUACGGGGCCGUGGCUCCGGCCUCCUACGGCCAGCAGCCCACGGCCGCCGCCUCCUCCUCCUCCGCCGCCACGGCCACCAUGAGCCUGGGCCCCGCCGUCAAGUCGGAGCCCAGCUCGCCCCCUCCCACCCUGACCUCGCACUCGCACUCGCACUCGUCGCAGCGGGCCUGCCUGGGCGACCUGCGGGAUAUGAUCAGCAUGUACCUGCCGCCCGGCGGCGACGCCACAGACGCUUCCUCCCUGCAGGCCGGACGGUUGCACGGCGUCCACCAGCACUACCCGACGGCCGGGUCAGGGGUCAACGGCACGGUGCCGCUCACCCACAUCUGAACCCCCGUAGACUUUCAAACCACCACCACCCCCCUCGGAAGGAAAUCCGUUCCUUUACCCGUUGCCCCCACCCACCCACCGAAAAGACAAACUCGACGGACGGCACCAACUCUCCCGACCCCCCCCUCUCUAAGCGCU
Tachyglossus aculeatus (Australian echidna) is the source of this 1313-nucleotide messenger RNA. It is a transcript of the gene SOX3, whose product is annotated as SRY-box transcription factor 3. NCBI's taxonomy places the organism in Eukaryota, Metazoa, Chordata, Mammalia, Monotremata, Tachyglossidae. The record is from RefSeq and is a predicted model, not a curated record. Gene Ontology annotation, biological process: cell differentiation; anatomical structure morphogenesis; regulation of DNA-templated transcription. The transcript has a single exon. Gene Ontology annotation, molecular function: DNA-binding transcription factor activity, RNA polymerase II-specific; RNA polymerase II cis-regulatory region sequence-specific DNA binding. Bases 159 to 1175 code for a protein of 338 amino acids.